Molecule: messenger RNA, 2017 nt
Organism: Alligator sinensis (Chinese alligator)
Lineage: Eukaryota; Metazoa; Chordata; Crocodylia; Alligatoridae
Product: acyl-coenzyme A amino acid N-acyltransferase 1-like
Exons: 4
Coding region: 205-1467 (420 amino acids)
Biological process (GO): acyl-CoA metabolic process; fatty acid metabolic process
Cellular component (GO): peroxisome
Molecular function (GO): fatty acyl-CoA hydrolase activity
Source: RefSeq, a predicted model, not a curated record
UUCGUCCUGUUCCGGUUCUGUGGCAUAGUUUUGGCUGAGUCAUUUAGGUGCUCUGUCUUUACCUGAUGAACACAGACGUAGAAAUACCAGUGCUGGUAUGCAUACACAUUUUGGAAUAUGACCAAAAACUAACGGACUGAGAUGACUGCUUUCAGGCAUUAGCGCAUCCCAUUGGAGGCAGCACAGCAGAGCUCUGCUUUGGCAAUGGCUAAGCUCACAGUCACCCCAAGGACAUCCCUUGUUGAUGAACCAGUGAAAAUCCAUGUCUCUGGUUUGGCUCCCUUUAAGCUGGUGACCCUCCAAGCCUCUUUGACAGAUGAGAAGGGGGUGCUCUUCCAGUCCAGAGCUUUCUACCAGUCCAGUGAGUCUGGUGAGGUUGAUUUGGAGCAAGCUGCUGCUCUGGGAGGAGAUUAUGCUGGCGUGCACCCCAUGGGUCUCUUCCAGUUCUUGAAACCGGAAAAGAUGUUUCACAGGUUGAUGAAACGAGAUGUGAUGCAGAGUCCAUUCCACGUGCGCCUGGAUUUGUUCAGCUCAUUCCACUUGGUUUCCACACCCUGUGAUCAGCCUGUGACAAGCCAGACUGUGGAAAGAUGGCAUGUGGCACCGGGAGUCCAACGAAUCCUGAUCAGGGACGGCAGGGUGCGUGGGGCCCUCUUCCUCCCACCAGGAGAAGGUCCUUUCCCAGGGCUGAUUGACCUGUUCGGCGGUGUGGGUGGACUCAUUGAAUUUCGAGCCAGUCUUCUCGCCAGUCGUGGUUUCGCUGCGCUUGCCCUAGCGUACUUUGGUUAUGAAGACCUGCCUGAGAUUCUACUUGAGGUGGAUCUGGAAUACUUUGAGGAAGCCAUCAACGUCCUCUUGAGACACCCCAAGGUAGGAGGGCCAGGGGUUGGCUUGGUCUCAAUAUCCAAAGGUGCUGAGAUUGCACUGGCCAUGGCAUCAUUUUUGCCCAAGAUCAAAGCAGUAGUUUCUAUUAACUCAACCCAUGCCCUCCAUGGGAUGCCACUCCGCUACCGGAAUCUGCAUAUCAAUCCAAUCCCUUACAAGAUAGAAUAUAUCCGGUUCACACCCCUGGGACUGAUGGAACUCUCUAACAUGGUCAAUGUCAUUCACACUGAAGAAAGUCAAGAGAGCAUCCUACCUGUAGAACAAGCUGAGGCCAAAAUCCUCUUCAUUGUGGGAGAGAACGACAGGAACUACAACAGCAAAGCAUUUGCCGAGAAAGCGAUGGAGAGGAUGAGGAGGCAUGGAAGAAAGAACUAUGGAAUGCUUUGCUAUCCAGGUGCUGGACACCUGAUUGAGCCGCCAGGGUCACCUUUCUGCCACCACUCAUGGAGCUUCUUUUUCUUCAGGCCUGUGGUAUGGGGAGGGGAACCCCAGUCCCAUGUUGCAGCACAGGAGCAUUCCUGGAAGGAGAUCCAGAAAUUCCUCUGGCAACACCUCCACCCAGCUGGAAGCAGCAGGCUUUGAAUACAGGGAGUCACAGACCAAGGAAUAUCUGUGCUCCUGCCUUCCACACACCCAAUCAAUAAAUACUGGGAAGAAGCUGUCAUUUGGCAGCUUCACUGCAUGGAGAUUCACCACACCAGGUAUUAAAGGCACUUCCAAUCACUUCACACAGGUAUCUUGUCUUGCAAGGUGACAGCUAAUAGCAGGUGAGAAUUGCAGCUGCAUUGGCAAGGCAGAUUGCAUCCAAUAGGGAUGUGGGGGAUCUGUUCCAGCUCCCUCUAGUCAUAAGCUAGGAAGGGAUCUCAAGGGCCAUCUGCUGCCAUCCUCUGAUCAAAUGCAGGAAUGCCAUUCCUAAACUGUCCUUGACCAAAGCUUAUCCAAUCUCUUCUCUGAAAACCUCCUAUGAAGGAGAAUUCACAACCUCCCAGUACAGUCUAUUCCACUGCCUUACUAUACUAACAGUAAGGAAGUUAUCCUGAGCUAUAAUCUUAACCUGUUUCACUGAAAUUUAAAGCCAUUGCUUCACAUCUUAUGCUCUGGACCAAGGGAGUUUUCUGUAUGGCAGCCUUUC